AUGUAUGAUGCUAAAUUUGUGAAUGUGCCUCUUGCUUCCCACUCUGUGUUAAGUAAGGAUCAGUCUCCUAAGACUAAAACUGAAAUAACUGAAAUGAAGAACAUGCCUUAUUCCAAUGCUAUAGGAUCUGUUAUGUAUCUCAUCAUUAGUAUAAGGCCUGAUAUUGCAUAUACAGUUAGUUGUUUGAGUAGAUUUAUGUCUAACCCUGGUACUAAGUUGGUUGGUUAUGUGGAUUCCAAUUAUGCUAAUGAUAGGGAUAAUAGAAAGUCUACUACUUACUAUGUGUUUACUUUGUAUGGCUCUUGCAUAAGUUGGAAGUCUCAACUUCAACCCAUUGUUGCUUUAUCUACUACAGAAUCUGAGUAUGUAGCUACCACUAAAGCUUUUAAGGAAGCAAUUUGGCUUAGGGCUGUUUUAUAUGCUCUCCACCAUUUUCCCCUUGUCAUUCCUCUCAUAGGUCGACUUUUGUUUCUCUUACCUUCUCAUUUCGACAAGAGAUUCAACCACGGGAAUAGCGGUGUUUAG
Impatiens glandulifera is the source of this 525-nucleotide messenger RNA. RefSeq names its product secreted RxLR effector protein 161-like. The record is from RefSeq and is a predicted model, not a curated record. Bases 1 to 525 code for a protein of 174 amino acids. The transcript is spliced from 3 exons. Lineage: Eukaryota; Viridiplantae; Streptophyta; Magnoliopsida; Ericales; Balsaminaceae.